Emiliania huxleyi CCMP1516 is the source of this 652-nucleotide messenger RNA. RefSeq lists its product as hypothetical. Lineage: Eukaryota; Haptophyta; Isochrysidales; Noelaerhabdaceae. The record is from RefSeq and is a predicted model, not a curated record. The transcript has a single exon. The annotation marks the transcript as partial.
GUGGCGGGGGCGAGGCGGAGAUCUCGCCGAGAUUGCGCCGAGAUUGCGCCGAGAUUGCGUGCUGGCCGAGCUCUGGCCGCGCAGCGGGGAGGGAUGAGACUAGGCACCGCUCCUUCCUCCCGCUACGCCGUCGCUGGGAGGGCGGCCGCGAGCAUCUCUUCACACCUCGGGCGUGAGCAGGUCGCACGGCGCAACCGUCGCCGGCUACGCCUAUGACUCGCGCUUGCGUGCCGCUGUCUACGCAGACGCCGUCGAGGCGCUCGAGCGGCGUGUCUGCAGAGGCGUCAUGUCGCGCAACAUCGCCGCUGGGAGGCAGAUCCACCCGAGCGUCGGCGGCCCGUCGGCGCUCGUCUCGCUCAUGCGGAUCGGGCGGGAGGGGCGGGAUCUCCUCGCCGAGGCGGGCCCGGCGGACGAGGUCAACGCGUGGACGGAGGAAAGGGUCUUCGCGAGCACAGACACGGGCGCGCCGACGCCUGCUCGGGGGAGGGGAGCAGGAGCGAGGCCGAGUGCGCCGCCGCCGAGCUGGCUGGUCGACCCUCCGGAGCGGGUGGAGCGAGGCUGCUGAAAGGGUGCACAUGGCAUGCACACCCUCCCCGCUGCAUCAUGUGGUGUAUGGACGACCGACAACCCUUUUGAAAAUAUUGCUUGGCCG